Molecule: messenger RNA, 882 nt
Organism: Stylonychia lemnae
Lineage: Eukaryota; Ciliophora; Spirotrichea; Sporadotrichida; Oxytrichidae
Source: the annotation of a GenBank genome assembly
AUGUCCAAAAACUGCCAAACCUCAUCCGAUAAUUCUUAAGUGAACACUAAUCAAAAUCUCACCUAUGAGAAUGAAUCUGCCGCAGAUAAACCUAGUAAUGAUGAAGCUGGUUUGAUUCACAAUGUAGAUAGUAUCAUAGGGAAUUAAAUAGGAAUAUAAUAGUCUAUAAAUGAAGAUUAUAGUAAUCAAAUCAAUAAGCAUCAUCUUCAUCACGAGGAAAUGAAGGUUAAUUCAGAAGAAAUAUAGUAUGACUCAUGCUAGGAUAGUUAUCUUAAUACAGAGCAUGAUCAAAGCCAAAGCAAGAUGGACUUAGUAACGGCAAACUCUUAUCAGAAUCACAAUGAUAGACCGUUGAAUCCUGAGGAAAAAGAUUUAUUAAAGUAUUUGAUAGUCCGAUUAACCCCUGAACAAUAGAGAGGGAUAAUAGAUCUUAUUAAAGAUACCAUUAACAAAAAUGCCGAUGAAGUAUUUGAGUUUGAGCUUGAUUAAUUGCCUAUCAGAAAAUGCAGAGAGCUUGAUGCCUAUGUUAAGAGUUGCAAUAAGAUAAAUUAAGAAAAAUAGCAAAUUUAACCAUCCCAACAAUAUCAAAAUCCUCUAAUGGGGGGAUCCAGCCAAACUUUGAUGCAGAAAUAGGUAAUGCCAAUACAACAUUAUAUGAAUGAAUAGCCUUAAUAAAUGCCAUUUUAGUAGCAAAUGCAUUAGAUUGGUUAGACCGAAGAAUAAGUCAUUAGUCAACCAAUGAUCUAGUAGUUACCAGGUCAGACAGAAUACAAGGCAAUGGAAGUUUAUCAAUAAGCUGCUCCUACAAACCAAAAUUUCUCAUAUGAAAAAGAUGAAAAUUCUUCUCAAGAAAAUUGUUCUGAUUAAGAUAGUGAUGAUUGA